AUGGCAAUUACAUUCCUUUUAGUAAUUAUAUUCUUAGUUGCAUUGUUGUUUAUGGCACCAAAAUUUAUCACAAAAAUAAUGAGACAACCUCGUUAACAGGAGUAAACUAAUAGUAAAUAGUCACAAAUGCAAAUUUUGAAUUAAUUAUUUGAUUAAAAAGCCAAUUAAAACUCAAAGAGUAGAGGAUGUGUCACUUUAAGAGGAGAAAUAUUUAAUGAAGAGUAACAAGAGAUUAUAUCGUAAUUGGCAUCAAUAUGUGAUGUGAUAUGCUUGAGUAGAACAGACUAAACUAAUCUGCCAAAAGGUGUACAUCAUUUACCAUUUUAAACAGAUGUUGGAUGCAGUGCUAUAGUAAGAUCGCUCAAACCUAAACUACAUAUUGAUGAUUAAUAAUAUGAAAAUUUACAUAAUUUUGUUAAAAUAGUACCAUGGUCAAUGA
Messenger RNA from Paramecium octaurelia, 439 nucleotides. The record is from the annotation of a GenBank genome assembly. NCBI's taxonomy places the organism in Eukaryota, Ciliophora, Oligohymenophorea, Peniculida, Parameciidae.